Messenger RNA from Mastomys coucha (southern multimammate mouse), 2942 nucleotides. Its product is annotated as cytochrome b561. The coding region runs from base 492 to 1244 and encodes 250 amino acids. Gene Ontology annotation, molecular function: oxidoreductase activity. The transcript has 7 exons. Lineage: Eukaryota; Metazoa; Chordata; Mammalia; Rodentia; Muridae. The record is from RefSeq and is a predicted model, not a curated record. Gene Ontology annotation, cellular component: lysosomal membrane.
ACCCGCGCCGCUAACCUUCUCCGCACGCCGGUUCCGAGUCAGUCCCGAAGUUGCUGGAGCUCGGGUCCAGCAGUGUAGCCGCGGUGCCCUCCCGAGUGCCUGCAUCUGGCGGUACUUCCGGCGCAGGUGACCGCCGCCCCGCCGCCGCCCCGUCACCAUGGCGACGCCGUCGCACCGAGGCCCGUGGAACCUGCCGAGCGGCCGGGGCGCGGCGCGGCGUGGCGCGGGAACGCGCGCAGGCGUGGCGGCGGCGUCUGCGGCGGCGGGACGAGGCUCUCAAGAGAUGAAUCUAAUAAGGGAGGAGUGACCUGGAGAGGAGGAGGCAGGACAGAAGACGACAGGGGGACAGCAUUUUCUCUCUGUUGGAUACCGGAGGAGUCUCUGAGAAGGGUGAAGUGACCUUCUUGGCUUUAAGGAGCAGGGCAGGACACUUCUGUAGAGAGCAUCGUGGGAUUAAUCUAGAGCAGAACCCAAGAGGCUGGGGUCUCAGAAUGGAGCACGGUCUUGCAUCCGUCCCUGCUGCACUGCCAUAUUAUGUGGCCUUCUCCCAGCUGCUGGGCCUCACCGUGGUGGCUGUGACUGGUGCGUGGCUGGGUCUGUACCGAGGUGGCAUUGCCUGGGAAAGCUCCCUGCAGUUUAAUGUGCACCCACUCUGCAUGGUCAUAGGCAUGAUCUUCUUGCAAGGAGAUGCUCUGCUGGUGUACCGUGUCUUCAGAAAAGAAGCCAAACGCACGACCAAGAUCUUGCAUGGGCUGCUGCAUGUCUUCGCCUUCAUCAUCGCCCUGGUGGGCUUGGUGGCUGUGUUCGACUACCACAAGAAGAAGGGCUAUGCUGACCUGUACAGCUUGCACAGCUGGUGCGGGAUCUUAGUCUUUGUUCUUUACUUUGUGCAGUGGCUUGUGGGUUUCAGCUUCUUCCUGUUCCCUGGAGCUUCAUUCUCUCUGAGGAGCCGCUACCGCCCUCAACACAUCUUCUUUGGUGCCACCAUCUUCCUCCUCUCUGUGGGCACAGCCCUACUGGGCCUGAAGGAGGCCCUGCUAUUUAAACUUGGGACCAAGUACAGCACGUUUGAACCUGAGGGGGUCCUGGCCAACGUGCUCGGCUUGCUGCUGGUCUGUUUUGGGGUGGUUGUGCUGUACAUCUUGGCUCAAGCUGACUGGAAGCGGCCAUCCCAGGCUGAAGAACAAGCCCUCUCCAUGGAUUUCAAGACACUCACAGAGGGAGACAGCCCCAGUCCCCAGUGAUUGCCUUCCUGUCCUGUACAGGGGCUGCGUGUGGAUGGCCCUCUUGGCUCUGUGGGUUUCCAGAUAUCUUUUUGCUCUUCCCUGCAGACACUGAGCCUUAGGGUCCAGGAGUAUGGGGCACUGUUGUUAGUUUAGUGGGACUCUAGGCUUUGGAGUUGCUCUCUGUCUCCUUUCCUCCCCUUCCUCUCUGCGGCUUUUGAUGCAUCCUGUGAGCCCUGAGUCGGCUCUGUCUGUACGCUGUUGUCCAUUCACAUGCAGAAAGCUUGGUUAGGGGAUCUGGGGUCAAGCCUGGCCCUGAUCCUUAUUGGAACUAGACAGUAGCUCCACCCUCCAUGCAGCAGAUGGCUGGGGCUGGGCCUGAGGGACUGGCACGGAGAAGUCAAGACUGCUGCUCUGUGUAUUCAAGCCAGGGGUUCCAGCAGCUUGGGAAGCACGUGUCCUUGGCAGUAGAGCAAGUGAUAUUAUGUGUAAAGUAUGCUGGUGUUCAGAGUAAGGCUCCCCAGAAAGGUUGACGCUGGCUCCCAAAGGAGCCUUGGCGUGUGGGUUGACCACAGCCUUAGACCUUUCUGUUCUUUUAAAAUCCCUGAUCCUUAAAUAGGCUUUUCGUGGGGAAGGGGAUUGAUAAUCAAAAUGCAGGUAAAUACCUGCCCUGUGGGAGGAGGGCAGGCUGCUAGCAGUGAGGGCCUCCUGGCCUCCAGCUGCCCUGGCAGAGUUCCUCCUGUCAUUCGGGGCUAAGCCCUAGUUUCCUUCUGGGGGCCAGCCUGGGCAGGCUCUGAAAGUGGGAGGCUACACACCUCCUGAGUUUUUGGAGGAGGGCUGCUGUUUGUCUUGUUCUCCAGGGGGCUGCUGGGGCACCUUGGCUUUGAAGCGGCACUGGGGGAUCAUGGUCCUCCCACCCCUGGGUCCAUCAUCCCUGGACAAUAGGACUGAAGUGGAAGAGAGGAACAGGAUUGGUCUCCUCUGGUGCCUGCACUUAGCUUCAACCCCCAACUGCCUGUUGUGUUGUUAGCUGAGUCACUGUUUGGCUCGAGUCUAGAAAUACUGGGAUUAGAGCAUUGAUCUUGUGUUCUCUGGCAUGGCACAUGUUCUCUCCUUGUUUUCCUUCCUCACCAUUUGUGACACGCGUGGUUGAACAUGUAUAACCCAGGGGUUCCAGCAGUGAGGAAAUGAAUGGUUUCUGAACCUGGUAGUUCUUUUAGGUCAGUAGGCUGGCCUUCUCUGUCAGAUGUCUAAUAACUGCGCUGUGGGCCCUGCCUCUGGUGUUGUCUCUUCUCCCAGCUGUGGUGUAGCCCCUCCCUGAAGCUACCCGGCACCCCGGCCUUCUCUCCCGUCCCUCCAUUUGCUGGGACGGUGAGGUCUGCAUCCAGUUUCAAUUGUGUAUGCUGUAAGGAUAGGGAAUCUUAGAAGUUCUGUCAUCAGUCGGCACACUUGCAUAGUCAAAUGUUUACAUUUGGGAGACUUGUCCGUAGACAGACUAACGAGUACCACCGUGAGUCUCCCUUGCCAGACUACAAAGAGAACUAGAAUUUAGGUCUGCAAUGACAGUCUGUAAACUAAUCUUUUUGCCAAAGUGUUGAUACAUGACUAAGGACCAAAGAAGGCCCCCAGGCAGAUGUCUGUGGUUUCUUCUGUUUCUUCUAUCUCCUGUGACGUACAGUGUGUUGUUGGUGCAACAGAUGAAUUAAUAAAUGUCUACAG